Sciurus carolinensis (gray squirrel) is the source of this 2613-nucleotide messenger RNA. RefSeq names its product calcium release activated channel regulator 2B (gene Cracr2b). Gene Ontology annotation, molecular function: calcium ion binding. The coding region runs from base 663 to 1868 and encodes 401 amino acids. Lineage: Eukaryota; Metazoa; Chordata; Mammalia; Rodentia; Sciuridae. The record is from RefSeq and is a predicted model, not a curated record. The transcript is spliced from 10 exons.
GGAUUUCUUCCAGGCAGGAGGGCUGUGUUCAGCACUCCCCCGGGGGAACUCUAGUCAGGACAGGGCCCCAAAAGGAGUGCUGGGGAUGACCUUUCUGCCCCACAUUCAGUAGUCCCCUAACAGAAUGGUUAGUACUUAGUUAAAUGCCAUUUUCUAGUAUUAGAUGUUCUUUGUUUUAAAAUUUGGAAAACCCAAGUUGGGACGGUAUAGAGAAGAAAGUCAGGUCUUCGACACUAGAAAUAGCCUCUGAAAGAAUUCGGUACACUUCCCGGCUUUUUCCUACACACUUUUUUGGCGCCUUAAGCCUGGAUCUUCGAAAGGGCUGGUGUCUGCACCCCAGCAGCCUUGACCUGCUCCCGAAGAGUCCCAGUGGGACAUCGUUGCGCCCCGUAGUUCUGCCUGGACAGCCGCUCAGGCCGCCAGGGCAGCGGGAGAGGCGGGGACACGGCGACAGCAGCCGGCAGCGGCUCCGCCUGGCCGGCCCAGCCGGGGUCUCCGGUCUCAGCCCUUCGAGGCGGCAAGGCCGCUCGGCCGGCGCCCCGGCGCGCGUCGGGGUCCCAGCAGGGGCGGGGCGCGCAGCGCGUUUCCGGGAGGAGCGGCCCGCGCGGUGCAGGUGCGGCGGCGCGGCUCACAGCACCCAAUAGAGGCAAGAUUCUGUCCUCAUGGCUAGCCCUGGGAAGCCAGGGGCUGGGGAGUCCCAGGAGGAGGAGGAAGAGGGGGCCGCCCCUGGUCAGCAGGCUGAAGUGCUGCAGCAGGCCCAGGAGUUGUUCUUGUUAUGUGACAAGGAGGCCAAAGGCUUCAUCACCCGGCAGGACCUGCAGGGCCUGCAGAAUGACCUGCUCCUCACACCUGAGCAGCUGGAGGCUGUGUUUGAAAGUCUGGAUCAGGCCCACACUGGUUUCCUCACUGCCCGCGAGUUUUGCUUGGGCUUGGGGAAAUUUGUGGGGGUGGACUUGGCUCAGGGCAUGCAACCCCCCCGGAAUGCUGAGGAAACCUUUGAAUCUGGCUGGUCAGAUGUACAGGGCACCAAGGGUUCUUUGGAGGAGGAGGAGCAGGAGGAGCAGGAAAGAGUCUGCAUUGCCCUGGAACAGCUGGGAGUGGCCCGGGUCUUGGGAGAGCAGCAGGCUGUGAGGGCACUCUGGGCCCGGUUGCAGCGUGAGCGACCCGAGCUGCUGGGUUCUUUCGAAGAAGUUCUGAUGCGUGCAUCGGCCUGCCUGGAAGAGGCAGCCAGGGAGCGUGACAGCCUAGAGCAGGCGCUGCGGAGGCGGGAAAGCGAGCACGAGAGGGAAGUGCGCGGCCUCUACGAGGAGCUGGAGCAGCAGCUCCGGGAGCCGCGGCAACGCGGGCAGAGCCAGAACCUCCCCCUGGAGAAGCGAAGGGGCCAUCUGGAGCUGGAGCUGCAGAGUCGCGAGCAGGAGUUGGAGAGCGCCGGCCUGCGGCAGCUGGAGCUGGAACGGCAGCUGCAGGCCCAGGCUGCAGAGCAGCUGGAGGCGCAGGCCCAGAACACCCAGCUGCGGCAGGCUUACGAGGCACUGCAUGCACAGCUGGAGGGGGUGCAGGAGCAGCUGCGCAGCCUGGAGGGCAAGGCUCGGGGCCGCCAGGAGCAAACCCAACGAGAUGUGGUUGCGGUCUCCAGGAACAUGCAGAAGGAGAAGCUCAGCCUCCUACGGCAGCUGGAGCUGCUCAGGGAGCUGAAUAUGCGGCUCCGAGACCUGCGUGAUGAGGGAGAUGCCUGUGCGGCCAAGCUGUUCGGCAGAAGCCACAAGAAGACUCUGGUCACAGCUGGACUGCCUGGGCCCACCUGUUGCUGCUGUUGCAGCUGGGCUCGGCCCCCAAGACGUGGGUCUGGACACCUUCCCAGUGCCUGAUAACCAGCUCCAAGUGACUUGCUGGGCAUAACCUGGAGGAGCUGCCCCUUGAAGGCCACUUGUCCUGGGAGGAGGGCUGCCAUUCAGGGUGUGGACUCCAGCCCACAAACACUACCCUGUGGGUCUCAGAGUCUCGUGUGCCCCUGCCAGUACUCAUCCUGUUCCCAUGUCUGUCCAGCAAAAGCAAAACAACAAAAACCAAAAAACUGCUAUAAAGUCCAUCGGGCGCAUGUGUGCUCCUUGCUUUUCCGUGUCUGGGAGCUGCAGCACGUGUGUGGUUCACCGUGAGGUGAGAGGCUCACACGAGGCACACGACCCUGCUGUGUUAGGGCUGUGGGUCCCUGAGCGCCUGAAGGUGUUCUGGUCAUGCUUCAAGGCCUGGGUGUCCAUCAGAGCUGGAGGUCUUGCAACCCCUUCUCACCAGGAAGCCGCUCAGUGGGUUCCCGGAAGCCCCAGCCCGUCUGCCACGCCCUCUCCUAGGCCAGUCCUCACGCAGACCCAGAGCUCUCUUGGGGCUGAGAACGUGCGGUCCGGCUGUGCGGAAACCCCAUUCCCUUACUCCCACUGGGAGGUGGAGUAUGCAGGCCCUGUCCUUUCUUCUGUCACCUGGCACCGCUCCCAGGCCUCAUGCCCUCCAUAUAGGGAACCUCCUGCGGGGUCCCUGGGGUCCCCGGGCGUCCUCCACACUGCACCCGGAGCAGCCCCUCUUCCCAUCGGCCCACUGGAACCUCCCGGCCCCAGCCGG